AUGGAGUUCCGGGUUGUUGAUCCGCGGUUUCGGUGCUUGGCCCUCAUUGUCCAGCUUGCGUUGCUGGCAGCUAUCGCUGCAUAUGUGGUGUAUCAAGUCACACUUGUGAUGGUGUCAGAACCUCCGACCAGCAUCACUUGGGACCCGUGGAAUGUUGGCGCUGGAAAGUGGGCCAUAUGCAGCGCAAUAGGUGGUGAGCUGACCGAGGCAGGCAUUGGCGUUAAAACUGGUCCAACUAAGCAUCUGGACGGCUGGAAGCUCUCCGCAGAGGAUCUUCUCAUCGAUGGCAACCAACGAAAAUGUUCUGUUGUCGAUUUAUCAGAAUGGGAUGUGCCAGACAGACCAACAGGUUUCAAUCUCUGCUGCGGAGGGCUUUUCAGUUGCGAUGUGUUUACGUGGACUGGGAGUCGAUGGCAGUAUUUUUGGAGUUUGUCCAAUAGCGGUAUUCAGUAUCUCUCUAUGUCACUGUCAAAUCGGAUGAACCAGAAUGGCUCCACGACGACCUUCAUAUCACGAAACUUCCUAGAUUCUUGGCAAACAGCGCCAACUCAAAAACAUGAUGAUUGUCAAGUUCUUUCGCGCUUCACAUCAGCUGAGCCGGGUUACGCCAUCAUGCGAAUAGAAAUCGCCGACCUCUUCGUCACGAAUGUGCGCGAGCUGAGCGUGCAGCAACAGAUGUGGGACAUACUUGGCAAGGUGGGCGGCUACCUGACCAUCGCGGCAAUGCUGUUCAACUUUGUCUUUGUCAAAAAGUACCCUAACAUGGCCUUUGCGCAAGCCUAUGAAGCACGGACAUUGAUUACUGAGCGAAUCGGCAGCUCGCAGUCUCAGGCGGACGAGGAGGCAACCUUACCUUCCAGGAUUGCACCGCCUGGCACGUUCGGCAGGGGCACGGAAUAA
Messenger RNA from Symbiodinium sp. CCMP2456, 900 nucleotides. NCBI's taxonomy places the organism in Eukaryota, Dinophyceae, Suessiales, Symbiodiniaceae. The record is from the annotation of a GenBank genome assembly.